GCUGUUUGUAAACCUUCCAUACCUAGGGAACGUUAUUUUUAUGAACUUUUAGAAAAAUCUCAUCCUGAACUUUUACCUUUCAUUCCUCAAUACUUGGGUGUUGUUAACGUUAUUAAUCGUACUCAUGAUGGUGAAAUAACGCCGGAAGUAGUUUUUGAACAAAAUAAGCAUCUUUUACCUGAAUGGAUGCUUAAUAGGGUUAAUUCUUUUGAUAAUCGUUAUGGUGAUGGCUGUCCAUUUUUUGAUAAAGUGAACAAUAAAAUACCUUCAAUAUCUAGUGCUCCAAAUUUACGUUCUUCAAAUGUGAAUCAAGAUUUAAAAAAUGAAGUUCUUCAAGAGGUAUUCUCCCCUAAUGUCGUACGUGCUCGAAUUAAAGCUUUACAAAAAGAACCUGUUAGAAGAAGGCAUUCGAUGACUAAUGUCGCUACACUUAGAUCUGAAUGUAAACCUCCUGAAAAUAUUUUACCUCUUGAUUCUCCUUGUGAAAAGAAGUCCAGAAAAUUAUCUUCUUCUUCUAAAGAAAUUAGUUCUUUUGAUCUAUCAUCUUCUAAAGAUACUGAUUUUCAUGAAAUAUGUCAUUCUGGUAAUGAUUAUUUUUCUAGUGUGACUCCUAUGAGAAAAGAAUUACAAACUUCUUUUUCAAAUUUAACUGAAUCAAAUUCAAAUAUCAAGUUUUCUCAUGAUAAAAUAACUUCUGAUAUGAGUUCAAAUUUCAAGAAAGAUAUUGAUUAUUCUAAAUCAUCAUCAAAAUCAAAACCUACUUUAAGAUUACAAUGUGAUACAACUACAUCUGUUAAUAAUCCUUGGUCUUUACGUUGUUACUCAUUACAACAAUCAACUGAAAAACCUAAUAAUAUAAGACAAUUCAUUAUUCUUGGUGAUCUUACUGGUGGAUUAAAAUAUCCUUGUGUUUUGGAUCUUAAAAUGGGUACAAGGCAAUAUGGUAUUGAUGCGAAACCAAAAAAACGUGAAAGUCAAAUAAAAAAAUGUGCUGCAACUACGAGUAAAACUUUGGGUGUUAGAAUUUGUGGCAUGCAGGCAAAUAAAUAUUAUGGUCGUUCUCUGAAUAAUGAAACUUUUUUUAAGUCAUUAGAAGACUUUAUUCAUAAUGGAAAACAUGUUUUAGUACAUCAUAUUCCAGUUAUUCUGCGUAAACUUCGACGUCUUGCAAAGAUAAUUCGUGGACUUUCAAAUUACCGGUUUUAUGGAAGUA
Molecule: messenger RNA, 1213 nt
Organism: Scutellospora calospora
Lineage: Eukaryota; Fungi; Glomeromycota; Glomeromycetes; Diversisporales; Gigasporaceae
Source: the annotation of a GenBank genome assembly